AUGCAAGAGCUACAGGCACGCUCCACCUCUUUACUCUGCUCUCACAUUCAGCACUUGGCAGACGCGUUCAAAGCCGCUUGCAAUCGGAAGUACCGGUUCUGCAAAGCUUUCUCCUGGAAGGGGCAGUGCAUCCCUCCUGACCAGCAACGUCUGAUAUUUGCGGGCAAACAACUAGAGGAUGGCCGUACACUCUCAGACUACAACAUCCAGAAAGAGUCCACCCUGCAUCUGGUGCUGCGUCUCCGUGGUGGCAUUAUUGAGCCUUCCUUGCGUCGGCUCGCCCAGAAAUACAACUGCGACAAGAUGAUCUGCCGCAAGUGUUAUGCUUGCCUGCAUCCCCGUGCUGUCAAUUGCCGCAAGAAGAAGUGUGGGCACACCAACAACCUGCGCCCCAAGAAGAAGGUCAAAUAA
This is a messenger RNA of Elephantulus edwardii (Cape elephant shrew), 411 nucleotides long. RefSeq names its product ubiquitin-60S ribosomal protein L40-like. Gene Ontology annotation, biological process: translation; modification-dependent protein catabolic process; protein ubiquitination. Gene Ontology annotation, cellular component: cytoplasm; ribosome; nucleus. The transcript is spliced from 2 exons. The record is from RefSeq and is a predicted model, not a curated record. Gene Ontology annotation, molecular function: structural constituent of ribosome; ubiquitin protein ligase binding; protein tag activity. NCBI's taxonomy places the organism in Eukaryota, Metazoa, Chordata, Mammalia, Macroscelidea, Macroscelididae. The coding region runs from base 1 to 411 and encodes 136 amino acids.